Messenger RNA from Oryza brachyantha (malo sina), 988 nucleotides. RefSeq lists its product as uncharacterized. Bases 60 to 881 code for a protein of 273 amino acids. The record is from RefSeq and is a predicted model, not a curated record. The transcript is spliced from 7 exons. Lineage: Eukaryota; Viridiplantae; Streptophyta; Magnoliopsida; Poales; Poaceae.
CCUCGCUCGGCCACGCGGCGGCGUGCGUCGUCUCACGCGCUCCACCUCCGAUCCCGUCCAUGUCGCCGGAGAAAUCGCCCAAGUCCUCAGUUGUUCGGGAACAAAGAGUUACAAUUUCAAACAAGCAUGGGGAAAAUCUUGUUGGUUUAUUGCAUCAAGCAUGUUCAAAGAAUCUCGUGAUCCUUUGCCAUGGAUUUCGAGCUACAAAGGAUGAUAGUAUCUUGGUUGACCUCGCUUCUGCACUAACAAGUGAUGGCGUUAGCACAUUUCGAUUUGAUUUUGCUGGAAAUGGGGAAAGUGAGGGUGAGUUCCAGUAUGGAAACUACCGAAGAGAGGCAGAUGACUUACGCUCUGUUGUAUCAUAUUUUACAGAACAGAACUAUAAUAUAAUUGGUCUUGUUGGGCACAGCAAAGGAGGAAAUGCGGUGCUUUUGUAUGCUUCCGUGUACCAUGAUAUUCCCAUUAUUGUCAAUAUUUCUGGACGCUUUUCAUUAGAGCGUGGUAUUGAUGGGCGCCUGGGAAAAAACUUCAUGCAGAGAAUAAAGAAAGAUGGAUACAUAGAUGUCAGGAACAGAAAAGGGGAGUUUGAGUACCGUGUGACAGAGGAAAGUCUGAAAGAUCGGCUGAGCACUGAUACCCUUCUUUCGAGCCGUUCCAUAAGCAAAGACUGCAGGGUCCUUACAAUUCAUGGCUCUAAAGAUGAAAUUGUCCCGGUGGAAGACGCACUAAUGUUUGCAGCAAAUAUCCCCAACCAUGAGUUGCACAUAAUAUUAGAAGCGAACCAUCGCUACACAGGCCAUGAGAAAGAGCUAACCACACUUGUCCUGGACUUCAUCAAGUCCCAACUUCAUUUUUCAUCGUCCUUGCGUCCAAAACUGUAACUGUUUUAACCUUUGCAAUGCCUGAUGUUUGAAAUUUCAAUGAGGCCGGGCCAUGCUGAUUAUAUGUAUGUGAAGCUCUGUUUGACAAGCUCGCAAUUUCUUUUCCA